AUGCAGUCGGUGACAUACCCCAUUGGGGCACAAGGCCUAUACGACAGCUUCAGCCCGACUCAGCGUUAUCUCUCCCACGGCCGAUGGCACAAGGCUUCACUAUUCGUGCCUUGGUGCGCGCUUAUGACCCCUCCAAUCGGCCGAGCUGUCGGCUCUUUCACAGGCAUAUCACCACAGAACCAGGGAUGCUCCGCAAGGAGCUGUGACCACUGUGCGUUGGCGUAUUGCGCAGCUCUUGUCCUGAAGAGCUUGGUCUACGGCUGGAGCAGGAGUGUGGAUUCAUUCACGCGGUUGCAGACCAUUGAGGACUCCGAGGCGUGGACAAGUGUGGUCCUCUGCUCCGUGUGGACUUACGCAUGGCCUGCCACACCGAGGACGGGUGGCCCAUAUGCUGACUGGCUCAGGAGGGGUGAGACCAGAGGAUCCAUUGCGAAACUUACCAUAUCGGGCAAAUUGGCAUCUCGGCAUCUCUGGCGAAGGUACGGCGCAGCAUGCGACGACGACACUUUCAUUCCUCUCUGGGGCAUGCGUUUGCGGUCGGCCUCCUUGUCCCGGUUCGUCUCCUUCAACCGGGACUUCUCUCCUGCCCAGGCUGCCCUCGGCUGA
Molecule: messenger RNA, 606 nt
Organism: Emericellopsis atlantica
Lineage: Eukaryota; Fungi; Ascomycota; Sordariomycetes; Hypocreales; Bionectriaceae
Exons: 1
Coding region: 1-606 (201 amino acids)
Source: RefSeq, a predicted model, not a curated record